This is a messenger RNA of Aspergillus puulaauensis, 2178 nucleotides long. RefSeq lists its product as uncharacterized. NCBI's taxonomy places the organism in Eukaryota, Fungi, Ascomycota, Eurotiomycetes, Eurotiales, Aspergillaceae. The record is from RefSeq and is a predicted model, not a curated record. The transcript has 3 exons. Bases 1 to 2178 code for a protein of 725 amino acids.
AUGGCUGCUAGACUUUCGAGAAGCCUGCUUCAGGCUAAUUGCCGCCGUAUCGCCGCCCCUGCUCUGCGCGCGACACCUCGCGCCGCCAUUGCCAGUGCCAGUGCCGGUUUCUUGGCCCGCCGUAAUGUCCGGAGCACCGCCGCCGCGCCUUGGACUUCCCGCGUCCCACAGGUGAACAUCGCCCGGUAUGCUCAUACGGAGUCUGGCCCAUCCGCAGAGCAACAGGGUGCCAUUCCCUCUGUCGUCGAGGUGAAAGGGAACCCCGUCACUGAGAGACACUGGACGAGCCAGGAGUUGCCAAUCGUGGAUGCCUUGAUCGAGCCCCAGACUAUCCACCACUUCAUUGAAUUCCUCGCAUCUGGCGUUCUGCCUAAUGGAAAGAAAACCGAUUUGGCUUUGCUCAAUCGAGAUGAGAUUGACCUUUUCAUGGCCCCAAGUGCCGAGUGGGCGCCCGCUCCGUUCAACAAGAGCGACCUCCCGGCUAUAUACAACAUGAUGAGCCGUAUCCUGAGCGUGGAGUCCAACGCACUCUGUCAGGUUGGAUUCAAUAUCCACUCAGCAAAGAAUCGCCUGUGGGAGGGCCUUGUUCCGGUCUCCGCCGAGCGAUGGCUCCAGAAGGAUCUCAACAACCCCGCCAAUUUCGACAUUGCACAUGAAUACCUGACGUCUGUGAUUGCUGUUUUUGAGUACCUGAACAUUGGGCCGCUGCGUAACAAAAUGCGCGACUCGUUUAACCGGAUGUCGGAUGAUUUGCAAGCCAUGCAGGAUGCGCUGAAUGCCCGGCGUAAGGCGCAAACCCCCUCUCUCCCGGAGAUCAACCUACCAGCCCUCUGGAUGGAAUUCUUCCACGCAAAAUACGAGGUUAUAACUAGCACCUCCCAUUCUUGGGUUCUGGCUCGCCUUGCUGAGAUGCGGGGGCGUUUGGUAAACGAGUUGAUGGCUCUCUCGCCCGAUGAUACAGACAGCCCGGAAUUCAAAAAGUUUACGGAGCGGUGGCAGGCUCUUAUCGGAGUCGGUUUAAUGGCUGAUUUGAACAUCUGGAUGUUCAUGGAAGGGUAUAACGGCUACCAAGCCCCAUCCGAGGUCGUUGCUGGACUACACCAGCCCGACCUAAAGAACCUUGACGUAAACUCGGACCUCAACAGCCUCAUGUGGGAGCGGCUAACACAGCGCAUUGAGGCCCAGGAUGAGGCAGCAAAGGUUCACGGCCCAGAAGUGAAAAACCUCGAGCCGGCCCGCCGUGAGCGCAUCUCUGUCACCACAGAAGUCCAGGAUGAACUGCGGACAAAGAUCCGCGGCGCGUCGCCGCCCCAGCCGCCAUCUGCAGCCCCUUGGAUCCAGCUCGUCCUUCGGAGCCAGCAGUCAAUCUUGCGACAGCCUGAAUCGGAAAGGGCGAGGUAUGGCUUCGGCCUGGCGAUUUAUCGCUCAGCGUACGACGUGUCUGAUGAGCAGUGGGAGACGCUACGUCGGGACGUGGAAGCCCAUCUUUCCGCUUGGGGAAAUGGGGUGCCGGGAGCCGACGAAGUCAAGCCCCUGUUCAAGCUACACUGGUUUGAGUGCAAGGAUCUUGGUGUCGACACCAAUGAUUCGCCAGCUGUAGUAGAGGCUGCAAAGAAGCACUUCCAAGAAAUCCGGAGCUCGGGCGAGUACGAGCGUAAGAUUGACGGCUCUGCUUUCCUCCUGGUCGACCCUUGGACAGUAGCAUCAUAUACAAACAAGGAUGCCGUCCCUCUCGCGACUGAGCCAGGAAACCUCCCGGGCGACUUCCAGCCCCAUGUCCUAGCCGUUGAUGCAGACUUUAAACCCCGAGCCACCCCCGAAACCGAAAAGAAAGACGAAAGCGCCAAGUCCGAGACCGAGGCCGACGCGGACAAGCAAUCUCCGCCCCCUGAAUACCAAGGCCACGUUCGCAUUCAAGGGAACCUUGUCUGGAGCGAGCUGUACCCAUUGCUAUCGUCAAAGUCAGCGGAGCUAGAGCGCCUGUGGCCGUUGGCUAGGGAGCAUCCAGAGAAGGUCUACACGGGCUUGACGGUACCGAGCCAGGUAGCACCGUGGAAAGAGCACAAUUCCCUGAAGAGGUUUAUGGCCGACGGCUUUACGGAUUUUCUGAAGAACAAGGAUCCUAAGGCGGCUGAGACACUUGAGCGGAUGAGAAAGUCGGGUACUACUAGUCUUUGA